Clunio marinus is the source of this 453-nucleotide messenger RNA. The record is from the annotation of a GenBank genome assembly. Lineage: Eukaryota; Metazoa; Arthropoda; Insecta; Diptera; Chironomidae.
AUGCCUAAAAUACCUUCAGUAGACAAAGAACAUCUUCUUUCUUGUGCUAAUAAGAUUGCUUUCAAUACAAAAAUAAGCAGCGUCGUCAGAAGCUUCUUUACACGUGUCUUUGCGAGGGCAAAAAAGCUAUUUGUACAAAAAUACUCGCUCAUAAAAUUAACUGACACAGCAUUAGAUGUGUUGCAUCCAUUUUGUCAUCGACUGCUGUUCUUGACGGGCAUUAAAACGUCAUCGAAGGACUGCUUGUACUGUACAUGUAGAACAGGUAAAGCAUUGAGUGGAAGAAUCUUGUUAGCUACAAUUGUAUUUGUUUGCUUAGCGAUAUUUCUAGUGCUUUGUAAGCAAGAUUUAAGCCCCUUUAAGAAAAACAAUCAAGUGGUUACGAACUUUGGCAUGAAGAACACAAAAAAAUUACCUCAAAAGGUUCACAACGAAAUCUUUGUCAGCCAUUAA